CAGCUGAUAACAAAGAUUAUUAAAAUAUUCCAAAAUGCUUUUGAGACGCAUAACACGAGUGACACCUGCUGCUGUAAAAUUUUCUGAUCAUCAGAAGGGGAGACGCUUCACAGCACAGGCAGCCCAGAAAAUAGCCCCUUUGUCAAAUAAUUUAGUGCAGAGUUUGGAGAGGAUUGUAGGUAAAAGCAACGUAUCAGAGGCUAAUGCUGUGCGGGAGCAGCAUGGAAGAGAUGAGUCAUAUCAUACAUGUGCUCCACCACAAGUUGUGGCCUUUGCUGAGAGUGUGGAACAGGUGUCUGGUGUGGCCAGGUUGUGUAACGAACACAAAGUCCCCCUGAUUCCAUUUGGAAGUGGCACAGGCCUGGAAGGAGGAAUCAAUGCAAUAAAGGGUGGGGUAUGCCUGGACGUAAUGAAGAUGGACAAGGUCCUAGCAGUACACCCCGAGGACUUUGACUGUCAAGUGGAGAGUGGGGUCACCAGAAAAGCCCUCAAUAAUUACAUUAGAGACACAGGACUAUGGUUUCCUAUUGACCCUGGUGCAGAUGCUUCUGUAUGUGGAAUGUGCUCCACUAGUGCGUCAGGAACAAACGCAGUCCGAUACGGAACAAUGAGAGAAAAUGUCUUAAACAUGGAAGUGGUACUAGCAGAUGGCAGGAUAAUCCAUACUGCGGGAGAGGGCAGACGUACCAAAAAAACAUCAGCAGGAUACAACUUGACCAAUCUUUUUGUUGGAUCAGAGGGAACUCUGGGAAUUAUCACCAAGGCAACACUUAGACUUCAUGGAAUACCAGAGUCAUCGGUGUCUGCCGUGUGUUCCUUUGAGAGUAUUCAGUCUGCUGUGGAUACUACUGUACAGGUUUUACAGUGUGGAAUCCCCAUGGCGAGAAUUGAGUUCCUGGAUGAAGUGUCUGUUGAUGCUUGCAAUAAAUAUGCCAAGAUGGACAUGAGAGUGGCACCAUCACUAUUUCUGGAAUUUUCGGGAAGCCCCAAGUCUCUGGAAGAAAAUGCUGAAAUUGUUGGUGAGAUUGUUAAGAUGAAUGGGGGAUCUGACUUUAGAUGGGCCACAGAUGUUGAUGAGAGGAACCGCCUAUGGAAGACCAGACAUGAUAUCUUGUAUGCUUGUAUGGCACUCAGGCCAGGGUGUAAGCCUUACUCCACAGAUGUCUGUGUUCCCGUGUCUAACCUACCACAGGUGGUGGUGGAGUCCAAGAAAUACAUUGAUGAAGCAGGCAUCAUAGGUGCCUAUAUACUGGGCCAUGUGGGUGAUGGGAAUUUUCACAUCUUAUUUAUUAUGGACCAUACAAAUGAGAAAGAAGUUCAAACUGUGUUGGAUAUAUCGCAUCGAGUGGCAGUACUGGCCCAGGAGCUAGAUGGCACCUGCACAGGUGAACAUGGCAUUGGAAUAGGGAAGCGAGAGCUGCUGUUACGAGAAAUCGGCGAGAAUGGAAUUCAGGUCAUGCAGCAACUGAAGCAGACCCUGGAUCCAAAUGGAAUCCUGAAUCCAGGCAAAAUCUUCUUCUAAA
This is a messenger RNA of Saccostrea echinata, 1523 nucleotides long. Its product is annotated as probable D-lactate dehydrogenase, mitochondrial. Gene Ontology annotation, molecular function: D-lactate dehydrogenase (NAD+) activity; FAD binding; D-lactate dehydrogenase (cytochrome) activity. Bases 35 to 1522 code for a protein of 495 amino acids. Gene Ontology annotation, cellular component: mitochondrion. Gene Ontology annotation, biological process: lactate catabolic process. The transcript is spliced from 12 exons. NCBI's taxonomy places the organism in Eukaryota, Metazoa, Mollusca, Bivalvia, Ostreida, Ostreidae. The record is from RefSeq and is a predicted model, not a curated record.